AUGACUACUGCUAACAUUUCACCAAGCACGGAAAAUGCGCCAUUGGUUGCUACUAUUGAUCAGUUACAGGGGGUUAUUGAAAAUUUUAUAGAGUUGGGUGUUUUAGUACACGACAACCAAGGAACUCAACAAUCGCACACUGCACUUAUUCAUAAAACAAACCAAUUGAUAGGUCAGUUGGGAUCUUUGGAGCUGAACACAGAUAACGAGCAAUAUCCAAUUCCUAUAGAUGUACUAACAUAUAUUGAAGAUGGCAGAAACCCUGAUAUAUAUACGAGAGAGUUUGUAGAACUGACCGCUAAGAGUAACGCUAAGUUAAAGGGUAGAAUGCAGGCAUUUGCUCAAUUGAGAGACGUUUUGGGGGAAAAAUUGGUGCAAGAGCUUCCCAGAUUGAAAGACAGUGUAGAGGAAAUCAAGGCUAAAACCAGUUAG
Dujonia railenensis is the source of this 432-nucleotide messenger RNA. NCBI's taxonomy places the organism in Eukaryota, Fungi, Ascomycota, Pichiomycetes, Serinales, Debaryomycetaceae. The record is from the annotation of a GenBank genome assembly.